CUACUUUGAAUACAGUAAGUUGUACCUGUUAAAUGUAGUAAUUAAAUGUUUUUGUAUUUGAUAUUUAACUCGAAUGAAGCGUCUGAAUAUAAGUGUGUCAGAGGUAUUUGACCAUCCUCCAGCAUCUGUCUGAUUAUUUCCCUUGUGUGGUGCUGCUGGUUGAAAUGUGAGGAGCGUCACGGAGUGCCCACCCUCCUCCUCCUCCUCCUCCUCCUCUCGGUCUCUCCCCCAGACUGAAGUCCCACUGAGCGGCUCUCAAACUUCAGUGUCGAGGCUGAAAGCGGAGGACGAGGAGCAGCAGAGAGCCGACAGACAGUCAGAGAGUCAAACAGAGAGAGUCGCAGCUAAACAACAGCUCUUUUGGACCCGCAACAAACAGCGCUUUGAUAUCUGCUCUUCAUCAACGGCUAUUUAACGGCUAUCAACGGUUAUUAACGGUCGGUUUGAGGAUUCAGCUCUCUGUUGGUUGAUUUUUGAUGAUUUUUCCUCCAUUGUUUUGUCGAAGUUUCCGACUGUCACGUCUUAAAUACGGACCUUUAUCUCGACUCUGUGGGAUUAAUCGUUUUAAUUAAUAAUUGAACACUUAGCUACUUCUUUCUGUGGAGUGUUUGUCUUCUAACGGAGCAGUAACGGUUAAAGGCAACAGUAGAGGACCUGCCUCCGCCAUGGGGGAAUAGCGGGGGAUCUCUCUGUAUGCGUGUUUUUAGACUUUUUUCAUGAUCAUUUUUAGAAGACAGAGCUCAGUUUGUGAUUAAAACAAUGAGCAUGGACGGUGUCCCGCUGAAGGUGGUGAUCUUUCUGUGGUGUCUGCUGGUGAUCUCUGGCUCCAGCUUCGAGAUUGGCUCCUACGACCUGGAGCGAGGCAGACCGGCCAAGUGUGAGCCCAUAGUGAUCCCCAUGUGCGAGGGGAUCGGCUACAACCUGACCCGGAUGCCCAACUUCAUGCACCAUGAUGACCAGAAGGAGGCUGCCAUCAAGCUGAACGAGUUUGCCCCACUGGUGGCAUACGGAUGUGACGUGCACCUCCGCUUCUUCCUGUGCUCCCUCUACGCGCCCAUGUGCACGGACAAGGUGUCCACGUCCAUCCCCGCCUGCAGACCCAUGUGCGAGCAGGCCCGGGAGCGGUGCGCCCCCAUCAUGAAGAAGUUCAGCUACACCUGGCCCGACUCGCUCGACUGCUCCAAGCUGCCCACCAGGAACGACCCCAACGCCCUGUGCAUGGAGGCGCCCGAGAACGAGACCAGAACGGAGGGCAAGAAGGGCGAAGGCAUGCUCCCGGUGCCCCCGCGCCCCAGGCAGCCGGGCUCCAGCGGCGCCCGCUCCCCGGGCAGCGUGGGGUCCUGCGAGAACCCGGAUAAGUUCCAGUUCGUGGAGAAGAGCCAGUCGUGCGCCCCGCGCUGCUCCGCCGCCGUGGACGUCUUCUGGUCCCGGCAGGACAAGGACUUCGCCUUCAUUUGGAUGACGGUGUGGUCCAUCCUCUGCUUCGUCUCCACCGCGUUCACCGUCCUCACCUUCCUCCUGGAGCCCCACCGCUUCCAGUACCCAGAGCGCCCCAUCAUCUUCCUCUCCAUGUGCUACAACGUCUACUCCGUGGCCUUCAUCAUCCGCUCUGUGGCCGGGGCUGAGAACAUCGCCUGCGACCGGGAGCACGGAGAGCUCUAUAUCAUCCAGGAAGGGCUGGAGUCGACAGGUUGCACCAUCGUCUUCCUCAUCCUCUACUACUUCGGCAUGGCCUCCUCCAUCUGGUGGGUCAUCCUCACCCUCACCUGGUUCCUGGCGGCGGGGAAGAAGUGGGGCCACGAGGCCAUCGAAGCCCACAGCAACUACUUCCACAUGGCUGCGUGGGGCAUCCCCGCUCUGAAGACCAUCAUCAUCCUCACCAUGAGGAAGGUGGCCGGGGAUGAGCUGACCGGGCUGUGCUACGUGGGGAGCAUGGAUGCUGGGGCGCUCACCGGCUUCGUCCUCAUCCCCCUGUCCUGCUACCUGAUCAUCGGCACCUCCUUCAUCCUCACGGGCUUCGUGGCCCUCUUCCACAUCCGCAAGGUGAUGAAGACGGAGGGCACCAACACGGAGAAGCUGGAGAAGCUCAUGGUGAAGAUCGGCAUCUACUCCAUUCUCUACACGGUGCCGGCCACCUGCGUCAUCGUCUGCUACUUCUACGAGAGGCUCAACAUGGACUACUGGAAGCUGAGGGGCCUGCAGAUGAAGUGCGGCUCGUUCAACGGGCUCAGCGGCGACUGCUCGCUGCAGACGUCGGUGCCCACGGUGGCCGUGUUCAUGCUGAAGAUCUUCAUGUCGCUGGUGGUCGGCAUCACCAGCGGCGUGUGGGUGUGGAGCUCCAAGACCCUGCAGACCUGGCAGGGCCUGUGCAGCCGCAAGCUGACAGACAGGACUAGAAGCAGGAAGCCGUGCAGCGGCGUCAGCUGCGGCAGCACGCACUGCCACUACAAAUCUCCUGCUGUGGUUCUGCACAUGGCCAAGACUGACCUGCACUCAGACAACCCUACACACGUCUGAGAGGGACACACACACAUACACACACACACACACACACACACACACACACACACACACACACACACAUAUGCCCUGAAUAAGGAGCUGCUAAAGACGUUGUAAGAAGAUGAGUGGUUGAAUUGAACUGUGCUGCUCUGCUGCUGCCACACAGGUACAGGCGUCACUAUGAGAAACUAUCUAUAAAACAGUAUUCAAUGCAUAAAGGGAAAUGUUCAGUAUUGUUACCCAUAUUUUGUUCUGUGCAGUAGACAUGCCCAGUGUUUCAAAGCAAAAAUAAUAAUGAAAAAAAAGACUGUUACGUUAAUGGAGGUAUCUUGGGAAAUAUCCUCCUCCUUGAAAGUGGCAUGUAUAAAUCUGUAUAAAUGUUUUAUUUAUUGUAAAUAUAUUUAAUUUAAUCAGAUUUGUUGUUUAGAUGCGUUUAUUAAAAGGUAAAGGGAAAUGAAGUGCCUUUUAUAAGAACUCUGGCCUUUUUGGAGGACAAUAAAUUUGUGGAUGUUUCCUCGC
This is a messenger RNA of Sebastes umbrosus (honeycomb rockfish), 3021 nucleotides long. It is a transcript of the gene fzd9b, whose product is annotated as frizzled class receptor 9b. The transcript has a single exon. Bases 760 to 2517 code for a protein of 585 amino acids. Gene Ontology annotation, molecular function: Wnt-protein binding; Wnt receptor activity. Gene Ontology annotation, biological process: non-canonical Wnt signaling pathway; canonical Wnt signaling pathway. Gene Ontology annotation, cellular component: plasma membrane. NCBI's taxonomy places the organism in Eukaryota, Metazoa, Chordata, Actinopteri, Perciformes, Sebastidae. The record is from RefSeq and is a predicted model, not a curated record.